This is a messenger RNA of Drosophila obscura, 1408 nucleotides long. It is a transcript of the gene Cpr78Cb, whose product is annotated as pupal cuticle protein Edg-78E. Bases 742 to 1161 code for a protein of 139 amino acids. The transcript is spliced from 2 exons. Lineage: Eukaryota; Metazoa; Arthropoda; Insecta; Diptera; Drosophilidae. Gene Ontology annotation, molecular function: structural constituent of chitin-based larval cuticle. The record is from RefSeq and is a predicted model, not a curated record. Gene Ontology annotation, cellular component: chitin-based extracellular matrix.
CAAACCAAAGUAACUAAACGUAGAGAAAUGCAAGAAUACUCGUACCAAACAAGAACUUGUAUUUGCCAUACCAUUGAGUCUAUUAGCUUCAUUUUGUCAUCAAGUCUUCCGCAGCAGAAUAAUCAUAACAAUACGAAAUCGGAACUUUAUGCCAUAAUAAAUUUGAAUCGAAAUUGGGUACGGAUCUUCGAGAACUCGAGCUACUUAGCACAUCUGAAUACUCAAGAGUCUGUCUGCAGAAACUACCGCUGACGUAUGGGAUCAUAAAAUAUGAAUAAACAGAUAUUGGCUUGGCCGAAAGAUGAACGGAAAUGAAUGACUUUACUGAGUCAGCGUGACCUGUUAUCAAGCAAGAAUCGUUGGGUAGCCUCCCUCAGCCCUAGUAGUAGCCCCAUCCUCAGCCCCAGACCCAGCCACAUCCACAUCCACAACGACAGACGCCAGAGAUACAGACACAAAGAUGGAGCCAACGAUUAUUGGCAUUUGGUUAUGCUUAUUAGAUUUUUCGGUUCGUUUUUGCUUUCGCUUUGCCACCAUGUUUUCCUCAUAUAAAUUUGAAAACACACGCUCGCCGGAUAGGCAGUACGGUGGCUAACUUUGAACCUCGCAGACGUCUUUGGGGUUCGUUCGGACAAAGAUCGUUUAACGCAGAUAAAUAUCGAAAUUAAUCAAUUUGAUUGAGGGAAUCCACCUUUAAGUGUGUGCUUGUGCCGAGUGCGAAAAUAUAAAACAAAGGGAAACAUGCGAUAUUUUAUCAUAGCUCUGCUUGGACUGGCCCUUCUUUGGGCCGAAUUGGAUGCCAAGUUGGUGCGGAUACGCCGCAUUCGUCGGCUGGUGGGCUCCAGCGAGCGAGAUGCCCAGAUCACGGAUUACCGGGUCUCGCCGCUGGACGAGGAGGGGGUCUUCAAGUACGCGUUUAAGACCAGCAAUGGCAUCGAUGUCCAGGCGGCGGGCACUGCCCUGGAGACCAUCGGCAUCUACACAUACAUCUCGCCCGAGGGCGAGACCAUCGAAACGCGCUACAUAGCCGAUGAGCUGGGCUUCCAUGUGGUGGGCCGUCACCUGCCCCAGCCGCCACCUAUUCCGGACUACAUCCUGCGAUCCCUCGAAUACAUUCGCACCCACACGGAGGAUGGCAAGCUGAAGCCGAAUGUGUUCUAAAGUUCCUGCCGCCCGCAUACCCAUCCACAUCCAAGAAGAAGGCUGAUCAUACCAUAGCAUGUAGUAGUAAUAAACUCCAACAAACUAACUAUAGCUGUAACUAUAAUAUAAUUCAGCACUAGGCGUAGGCUAAGUUGUUGCUAGAUCUUGUAAGCCAUUCCAAACUGCGCAAAUGUUUUGUCUGUUCUGUUCUGUUCUGUCGUUCGGCUCGGGGGUAUAAAUCAAAUCAUCCAUUGAUUCUUCCGCA